GUCGACAACAGUUUUUAAUCUACUCGUUGAGUUGUUUCAACAAUCUUAUGAUAAAUGGAGUACUCUUUGCUCACUGGUUCUUUCACAAAGCCUUGUCUUUCAAUCUCAUUUCCUGGCACAACCGUAUUAUGUGAAUAUCCUUCUUCUGUAGGAGGAAAUGUUUUGAGAUGCAAACAAUGGAUCAACAAGCUUCAGAAACGACCAACAAAGCCUAUCAACUCUCAAAGGAAGCUCCUUAUGAGCAACCAACAUCUUGAUUCUAGAAACACAAAAUUUGUUGCUCUUUCUCGUAAGGGAAGUGAUUGCUGUUUGGUGAAUGCGGCUUGUGAUGAUGGCCAUUCUGAAUCUGAUGAGCCUUUGAUCAUCAAGAGUUCAUUGGAAAGGUUUCAAGGGAAUUAUUUAGAUGCUUUGUGGCGUUUUUCGCGUCCCAAAGCAUUCAUCGGAACAGUAUUGAGCGUAAUUUCAUUUUCACUUCUAGCUGUGGAUAAACUCUCAGAUUUUUCUCCAUUGUUUCUCAUCGGGGUUUCUCAGGCUGUUGCUGCUAGCUUCUUGAUGCAUUUAUACAAUAAUGGUGUGAACCAAUUGGCAGACAGAGAAAUUGACAAGGUUAAUAAACCCUAUCUUCCACUGGCAUCCGGAGAAUUUUCAAUCAAGACUGGCGUGAUACUUACUCUAUCUUUUAUAACAUUGGCUUGUUGGCUUGGAUGGACUAUUGGUUCUUGGCCAUUAGGUUGUUACAUUCUCAUCCUUUUUGUGGCUGCUACUGGUUAUUCACUUGAUGUACCACUUUUGAGGUGGAAAAAGAAUGCUUAUCUUGCUGCUCUUUGUAUGUAUGCGAUGCUAGUACCUUCUGGGUUGACCAGUUAUUUGCACAUACAGACUUUUGUGUUUGGGCGACCUCCUGUUUUUCCGAAGCAUACAAUAUUUGCUGCAUUCCACUAUUCCUUCUUCGCAUUCGUAAUAGCACUUGCAAAGGAUAUUCCUGACGUGAAAGGAGACAAGUUACAUGGUGUUCAAUCUUUUGCAGUUCAAUUUGGUGAAAAGAAGGUGUUUUGGGCUUGCAUUGCACUUUUACAAAUUGGUUAUGUUGGUGCCAUUUUAGUUGGAUUGACAUCUUCCUAUAACUGGAGCAAACUUAUAACAGUAGGUAGCCACACGGUAUUGGCUUUGAAGCUCUGGAGUCGUGCAAUAUCUAUUGAUACAGGAAACAAAAAUGAGAUGUCAUCUUUUUUCCUCUUGGUCUGGCAGCUCCUUUCCGCUGAGUGCUUCCUCCUGCCACUUGUGAGAUAGUAACAUGAAGAAAUUAUUGAAGAAGUGCCAGUUUUUCUGAUCCACCAUGACUUUAAACACUAAAAAUUGAAGUUGCAACUCUGUACCCUUCCGUUCAAGAAUAUUAGUCAACUUCUUGAACUAG
This is a messenger RNA of Oldenlandia corymbosa var. corymbosa, 1414 nucleotides long. NCBI's taxonomy places the organism in Eukaryota, Viridiplantae, Streptophyta, Magnoliopsida, Gentianales, Rubiaceae. The record is from the annotation of a GenBank genome assembly.